Molecule: messenger RNA, 1686 nt
Organism: Anopheles coustani
Lineage: Eukaryota; Metazoa; Arthropoda; Insecta; Diptera; Culicidae
Product: lachesin-like
Exons: 11
Coding region: 1-1413 (470 amino acids)
Cellular component (GO): neuron projection
Source: RefSeq, a predicted model, not a curated record
AUGGCCCGGAUGCUGAUACGAGCGAACACGGUCUUCUUCCAGCGGUCCACGAUGGCACUGGUCUUUGUUGCGCUGUUGCUGAAUGUCCUGCAUGUCUCCGCAGCGGCCCAAGGAGAUGAGGACGACAAUGUGGAGGAAAGCAAUUCGUACAUACUUGAUAAAGAUUUGCCGAAGUUUGGAGAGCCUAUCCAAAAUCUGACCGUGCCGGUCGGCCGAGAAGCAGUCCUCACGUGUGUCAUCAACAAUCUGCAGACGUACAAGGUCGCGUGGCUCCGAGUGGAUACUCAAACGAUCCUGACAAUCCAAACGCACGUCAUCACCAAAAACCAUCGGAUGACCAUCGCUCACGUGGAGGGACGGGCUUGGGUGCUGCGCAUCCGCGACGUGAAGGAGUCGGACAAGGGUUGGUACAUGUGCCAGGUCAAUACGGACCCGAUGCGAAAUCAAAUCGGUUACCUGAAUGUUGUCGUUCCACCGAACAUAUUGGACUAUCCCACCAGCACCGACAUGGUAGUGCGCGAGGGAAGCAACGUUACAUUAAAAUGUGCCGCUUCCGGUUCCCCAACACCUUCCAUUAUGUGGCGCCGCGAGGGCAACGAGCCGAUCAGCGCAGGAGCGACCAGCCUGAACAGCUCCACCUUUUCCAUUUCGCGGGUUAAUCGACUGCAUAUGGGGGCCUACUUGUGCAUCGCGUCGAACGGCAUCCCUCCAUCGGUCAGCAAGCGCGUCAUGUUGAUUGUUCACUUUCCACCAAUGAUAUGGAUCCAGGAUCAGCUGGUCGGGGCAGCGCUCGGCCAGCGUUUGACUCUCGAAUGCCAAUCGGAAGCUUACCCACGGUCAAUCAAUUACUGGAUGAAGAACGACACCAUCAUAACACAAGGCAAACACUUCGAACCGUCGAUCAAGGAAAUCAACAGCUACAAGGUGGUGAUGAAGCUCACUAUUAAGGACAUCGACAUCGGUGACUUCGGGACGUACAAAUGUGUCGUAAAGAACUCGCUCGGCGAAACGGAUGGCUCUAUUAAAGUGUACCACAUUCCUUCGACGACGGCGCUAGCGACCAGUCCACCGGUCACGACAACAGUUGCAACAACGACCGAGGCAGCCUACAGGAAGAAUUACAAAAAUAAAAUUUAUCGUCAGUCGGUGGACGAUUUGUCAGCGUCGUCCAAUAAGAUUCUGGGCCCUGGAGAAAGUUCCGAGCUGUGGAACAUCGAUGGAACCAUGGAGAAAGAUCGCGAUCAUCGGUACAGGGACAAUGCGGCCAGUUUCAGCGAGGACCAGCGUGAAAAGGAAGCAUUCGUCGAUAACGAAGCAAACUCCGGGACCGGCCAGCCUCCAGGCGCUGCAGGGGCCAUUUUGUUGAUCGUCAUAUGUUAUACGUUAGCAGUUGGUACAAUCACUCGAAGGUGAUUGCAAUAUUAUUAGAGGUAUUAGUUAUGAGCUGCUCUAAAGCGGAAGGCUGCAGUCGCGAAAUCAUUAUUCAAAGAUUAACUCUAGACAAUUCGCAAUGCGAGAAGGCAGAGGAAUUAGGCCAAAAGAUUUAACAAAACGAUUGUGCACUACAGUUCGGGGGAAAAAUAUAAAAGUGUGAAUGAUAAAUCUAUACCAAGUACGAAAUUGUAAAGCAGCUUGGAAGGUUACGUUGAAAUCAAAUAAUGUAAUAAAGUUUUUUUUGUAAUAAAA